Molecule: messenger RNA, 447 nt
Organism: Echinops telfairi (small Madagascar hedgehog)
Lineage: Eukaryota; Metazoa; Chordata; Mammalia; Afrosoricida; Tenrecidae
Product: ubiquitin-conjugating enzyme E2 D3-like
Exons: 1
Coding region: 1-447 (148 amino acids)
Biological process (GO): protein polyubiquitination; ubiquitin-dependent protein catabolic process
Cellular component (GO): nucleus
Molecular function (GO): ubiquitin conjugating enzyme activity
Source: RefSeq, a predicted model, not a curated record
AUGGCGUUGAAGCGAAUCCAAAGGGAGCUCUCAGGCAUGAUCCGUGACCCCCCAGCCCAGUGCUCAGCAGGGCCGGUAGGGGAUAAUAUGUUCCACUGGCAAGGGACAAUUAUGGGACCAACCAACAGCCCCUAUCAGGGUGGGGUCUUCUUUCUGGCAAUCAGCUUCCCGGCUGACUAUCCUUAUCACCCACCUAAAAUUACCUUCACUACCCUAAUUUACCAUCCGAACAUCAGCAAACGGGAUAACAUCUGUUUGGACAUACUGAACUCUGAGUGGUCGCCAGCACUUACCAUCUCAAAGGUACUAUUAUCUAUCUGUUCCUUGCUGUGUGACCCGAAUCCUGAUGAUCCAUUGGUCCCUUCGAUUGCAAAGAUCUACAAGAAUGAUAGGGAAAUGUAUGACAAACUGGCCAAAAAAUAUACACACAAAUAUGCCACCAUGUAA